Molecule: messenger RNA, 1480 nt
Organism: Scatophagus argus
Lineage: Eukaryota; Metazoa; Chordata; Actinopteri; Scatophagidae
Product: keratin, type I cytoskeletal 13-like
Exons: 7
Coding region: 63-1352 (429 amino acids)
Molecular function (GO): structural molecule activity
Source: RefSeq, a predicted model, not a curated record
CUACGCAUCUCAGUCCAUCUCAUCGUUUCCUAGGCAGGCAGACCUCCUGAGCAGUCUUCACAAUGGCCGCAUCAUUUAAAACCGUGUCAAGCAGUUUUUCUGGGCGCUCCUAUGGUGGUGGAGCCUAUGGAGGAAGCCUUGGUGGAGGAUUGGUGCGGAGGGAAUAUGCUUCAAGUGUACAUGGUGCAGGUGGCAGUGGUGGAAGAAUCUCCAUUUCCUCCGGUUCUUUUGGCAGCAGUAGAGGUGCUGCAGGUGGCAGUUAUAGUUUUAGCGUGGGAGGGGGUGCAGGCUAUGGUGCAGGUGAAUGCAUUGAUAUUGGAGCAAAUGAGAAGGCCACAAUGCAGAACCUGAAUGACCGUCUGGCCUCCUACCUGGAGAAGGUGCGCAAACUGGAGAAGGCCAAUGCUGAGUUGGAGCUCAAGAUCCGCCAGUUCUUGGAGAGUAAGACCUCGCCCACCGCCCGUGACUACUCAGCUUACGAGGCCACCAUUGCUGACCUGCAGGGAAAGAUCCAAGAUGCCACACGUGCCAACGGAGGUGUCUAUCUGGCCAUUGACAAUGCAAAACUGGCAGCAGAUGACUUCAGAACAAAAUAUGAAAAUGAGCUAGCCAUGCGUCAAUCAGUUGAGGCAGAUAUCGCCGGUCUAAAGAGACUGUUGGAUGAGCUGACACUGGCCAGAUCAGACCUAGAGAUGCAGAUUGAAGGCCUCAGGGAGGAGCUGAUCUUCCUCAAAAAGAACCACGAGGAGGAAAUGGCAGCUUUGAGAAACCAGAUGAGUGGACAGAUCAACGUGGAGGUGGACGCAAAACCACAGCAAGACCUGUCCACCAUUAUGGCUGAGAUCCGUGAACAGUAUGAGAAUGUGGCAGCCAAGAACAACAAAGAACUUCAAAACUGGUUCCAAACAAAGACAGAGGAGCUGAACAAGGAGGUGGCUGUCAGUACCGAAACUCUCCAAACAUCCAAGUCAGAAAUCUCUGAGAUCCGUCGCACACUCCAGGGACUUGAGAUCGAGCUACAGUCACAGCUUAGCAUGAAAGCAGCCCUGGAAGGCACCUUAGCGGACACAGAGGCACGGUAUUCCCUGCAGCUCCAAGGCCUCCAGGCACAGGUAAUCGCCCUGGAGGAACAACUGAUGGCCCUACGUGCUGACAUAGAGAACCAAAGCCAAGAGUACAAGCUGCUGCUUGACGUCAAGACACGGCUUGAGAUGGAGAUUGCACAAUACAAGAGGCUGCUUGACGGAGAGACUGGUAUCGGCAGUUCAACUUCCACUACUUCUUCCAAGGUCAUAGUGGUAACACAAGAACUGAGGGACGGCAAGGUGGUGUCCUCCAGCACCACCUCAUAAUUUGUCUCAUGCAGCAAACUCAGCACAAGGGGCAACACCUGAGGAACAUGAGCACAACAACUGAACCUUAUAUUUUCUUCACAAACACAUGUGAACGCAAUAAAAGGCUCUCAGUUUGCUGAAUACAA